GCUGGGGAUUCGAACCCACACUCUGCUGAUCAGAAACACCAGAGUUUAACCGCUCGGCCACGACACUAUCCACCUCCUCAACAUAAACUUUCCCUAUCCCAAAGCCUGCCCCGAUUUUAACACAACUCGCCCCCCAAAAAUCAAAUUAUGUAUAAAUAGCACACUGCAUCAUGGCAUAAUGUUUGCGUAAAAUACCCGGCUGUCAUUGAGUCCAUGCAGCCCAUAAGUUCAAACUGCAUGCAAACUUUAAAACAAAUAAAUGGCAUCAGUGGGACAGGGGAAGUCUUUUAAAAUGACGGUCCAAAAUCAUUUGGCUAUUUUUCCAGGUUUGUUUAUUAUUGUUUAUUAUUAUCCCAUGGUCCCCCAACCCCUAGUUAUAUUAGCCAGCCUGAUACCAAAAUGCAUUUUUAUUGCCCUAAGUAUUAAUUUAUAAUUAAGAAAAAAUAUAUUUCUUAACUUUUGAAUUGUUUAGACCAACUUUGGAAAAGUUUCCACAUGGCGCCACCACUUUUUCAUUCGAUACAGAAUAACACAGUAUCUUAUCCACCUCAAUGAGAUAUCCCUUUUUGUAAAAUUGAGUGAAAAAGUGGUAGCGCCAUACGGAAAGUUAUCCCCAACUUUUUCCAACAAAAAGAUCACCAGUCAUAAUGUGAUUGUUGGUAAAUAAUAGCAGUAUGUGUAUCUAAAUGUGACAUUUUUUUUUUUACUCCAACCCCAUGUCAAUUGUGUUGUCAUAAUAUAUAGAACAAAAUUUCAACCUGGACUUUGUGAGUUUAAAAUUUACAUGUACUAACUACUGCACCUUUAAGGCAAUUAGGCAAACUGUUCCUUUAAGGUUAUCCAAGAUGGCGGCGGAGGGGACGGACGUCGCACCAGUCGGAGAAUAUCAGUUUUUGAUUCAGCCGAUUGUUGUCAUCUAAGAUCACAGAGAAACUUGUAAUGUUAGCUGAACUAACACAGCACCAACCAGUUCUACAGGAGUCUCUGUAAUAAGGAUCAUCGCUUUCUUAGUCUAGUGCAAUAAACAUCAUCACAACUCAAGAUGUCAGAGUCGGGGGCUCAUCGACGCAAGAAGAAGGGUAGCAUGAGUACCUCUGUGUCACAGAGUGAAAAUCUAACAGGUUCUGUACUCAGCCUAGCAACAAGUACAUCAUCAGAUACACUAUCAUUACCUUGGAUACGUGUGAAUGAUCCAAGUGUUGAACGUGAGCCGAGUACAACAUCUACAAUCAUGCUAGAUACUAACGUCAAACCUGGACAGUACGUCUUACAGAGUCUGUUUGCAGAAUUCACGAUCCAAGCGGAGAGAAAGAUUGAGAAAAUCAUGGCUGAACCCCUUGACAAUCCAUUGGCCAAGUCUUUGCAGAGAGGGGAAGAUCCUCAGUUUGAUCAGCUUUUGAGUUCACUGAGUGCAGUGGCUGAGCAUUGUCUUCCAUCGCUUCUUAAGACAUUGUUUGAUUGGUAUGAGCUUCAGAAUGAGGAUGAAGGAACACAAAGACAAAAAGGAGGAUCUGGCAAGUCUAAAGGGGAAAAAGACUAUGUUUCUGAACGAAGAGAUUUGGCUGUCGACUUCCUGUACUGUCUGGUAUUGAUCGAGGUCUUGAAGCAGCUUCAUCUCCAUCCAGUUCCUGAUAUUCAACUCAAUCAUAUUGAAACUCUAGCUUUUAAACAUUUCAAACACAGAGACAGCCUGCAGUCUGGACCGAAUACAGAGAACUUUCAUAUCAUAGCAGACCUUUAUGCUGAAGUACUUGGUGUAUUAGCUAAGACCAGAUUCAUGUCCGUGCGUAAACGCUUCCUAAUUGAACUGAAAGAACUUCGCUCUGAACCACAGAAUGUCCAAACUACACAGGCUAUCAUCAGCUUGAUCAUGGGAAUGAAGUUCUAUAGAGUCAAGAUGUUUCCUGUAGAGGAUUUUGAAGCGUCAUUUCAGCUGCUUCAUGAGUGUGCUAAUUACUACCUAGAAGUAAAAGAUAAAGACAUCAAACAUGCUCUGGCUGGACUACUGGUGGAGAUAUUGGUUCCAGUUGCAUCGUGUGUUAUGAAUGAAGUGAAUAUUCCUGUGUUAAAGAACUUUGUGGAUAAGCUAUACCAGACAACUCUUGACCAGUGUAGUAAGAAGAAACAUGCCUUAGCUGCCUUUCCUUUGCUAACAUGUCUACUAUGUGUCAGUCAGAAACAAUUCUUUCUGUCUAAUUGGUGUAAUCUCCUCAAUCUGUGUCUCACCAAUCUCAACAAGCAUCGUGAUCCUAAGAUGUCUCGUGUUGCUCUGGAGUCCCUUUACCGCCUUCUCUGGGUCUACGUUAUACGCAUCAAAUGUGAGAGUAACAUGACAACCCAGAUCCGCCUUCAGAGCAUCGUUAAUUGCCUCUUCCCUAAAGGAUCUCGGAAUGUGGUGCCAAGGGACACACCCCUCAAUAUCUUUGUCAAGAUUCUUCAGUUUAUUGCUCAAGAGAAGCUGGAGUUUGCCAUGAGGGAUGUGAUUUUUGAUCUCCUUGGAGUCACCAGUAAACAAAAAGUCUUGUGCCCAGAGCGUAUGAACAUUGGUCUGAGGGCCUUUCUUGUAGUAGCUGAUGACCUACAACAAAAAGAUGGUGUCCCUCCAAUGCCUACCACUACGCGCAUCAUGCCAUCUGGUAACACCCUUCGUGUUCGGAAGACUUUCCUGAAUAAACAAUUAACUGAAGAUGCAGCUAAGAGUAUUGGUGUGUUGCCGUACUACCCAGGGAUUCGGAAGGCAAUGGAUGGGAUUAUUAAAUCACUGGAUGCUGCAGUGGGUAGAGCGCUAUUAAUGACUAAUGUACAGUGUCUCAACAAGGAACUGGAUGAUCUCAUGACGAGUGAACGUCGGCCUAAGAUAGAGUUAUUUCGUACCUGUGUUGCAGCCAUCCCUAGAGUCAUUCCAGAUGGUAUGAGUAGGAAGGAUCUACUAGAGUUACUGGCUAGAUUGACAGUACACAGAGAUGAUGAACUUAGGGGUUUGGCUUUUACAUCAUUGCAAAAUGUAGUGUUAGACCUCCCAGAGUGGAGGGAUGAGGUGCUCAACUGUUUCAUCAAUUUCAUCUUACGAGACAUUGCAGAUACUUUCCCUCUGAUCCUGGAGAGUGCCCUCAAGAUGCUACUUCAGCUUCUGUCUCAAUGGAGGACAGCAGUCCAGAGCAAGGAGCAGGAGAAGGUGCAAGUUAAGUCCCCAUAUGAGCGUAAUCCUCAUGCCAGUAUAUUGAAUACUGCAGAAGGAUUUGCUGUGGUCUUCCUCUGUAGCUGUCGUCCAUUGGUUCGACGUCUUAGCUACUUCCUCUUGAAGGAAGUACGUGCUCUCUUUGGCAUUCUGGGUUACUCAAGGAUUGAUGAUGAUGCUGUUAUUGAUGUGGUAGACAGAGCUUGUCCUGGUGUAGUGGACGGAUUUGUCAAUCAACUACCGCCAGCUGAAAAGGCCACCAUUACCGCUGUGUCUAACAUUGAUCUCCAUUGGGUCGUUGAACGUUCCAUCAAUCAAUGGUCAGGCAGUACAUAUGAAUCAACUCCUAGUGAUUCUAUGAGUAAAUCGUUAUCAAGUCGUGGUAUGGGCGGUUUCAAUCCAUGGAUCACAUGCUUAGCAAGGUUCUUCGAUAGUAACUGCUUACCACAUUUCUGCCCUGCAGCAGUAAGUUUAGCCUGGCCUGUUGUACAUACAAGACUGACACAACUCUACACCCAUAUUGACCCAAAUGCACCAUCUGAGGGUCGUACUUCCAUCCGAUCCAAGAAGACUUUAAACCCUAUGGAUGAGAAUAUCUCCUUAUGGAGGAACUACUUAGUAUUUGCUUGUAGCUGUGCUCCACCUUGUGCUGGAUAUCAAACACCAAGACGCUGCAUGUCGCCUGACCCAACCAGCGGCACCAUUGGUGAACCAUCACACAUGGAUAGAUCAGAGGUCAAAGGUUACAUCCUCUCACCAACAGUAUCAGCUGGUACGCUGUUCAAGAUGCUAGUACCAUUGAUAAAGUGUGACAACACGGAUACCAGGGAAGCUGUAGUCAAUGGACUGGGCUGGACAAACAAUGCUGCACUCAGAGAUCUAUUGGAUGAGCUGCAAAUCUUCAUCAAAGAUGCAGUGGAGAGAAAACAAGAGAAUAUGAGAAGGAAGAGGAGACGAGAUUUCCUUCGUGUUCAUCUCAUCCGUGUCUUUGAACUUCUUGCCGAGCAUGGAGUUUUCAAGGAAAGUUUCAGUGGUAGUUUGAACAAGGAUGGUCAAGCGUUACACAAUACUUCAGUUUUAGCUGAAUACAUUGAAGGGAUGCGUCUAGUUCUAGAGACAGAAGGUGAUAAAGACUCGCCUACUUUACAUGAGAUCAGACUUCAUUACAGUGGGUUAGUCAGCAGACUCAUUAAGAGCAUUCCAGCUGAGAAUCGUUUCAACGUCCUACCUAAGGAUGUACGUUACAGUGUAUUCUUCCUGUGUGGAUCUUUGUGUCGUAAGCUGGGUGUGACAUAUGGUGCUGUAGAUAGAAGCCCAACAUACAAAGAUGAACCAAUUACUGACCUGGAGAUGGAAGCUUUGCAGGCAAUGUGUGGUCUACUAGUGUGUGGUGAAGUGUUUGAUAGUAAUGCUCUAUCUCAGGAAGGGUACCUUUAUACCUGGCUGGAUAAUCUGCUCAAUUGCAAUGAUGAAAGGGUUGUUCAGCUGGGCAAAGAGACAGUCCUCUUACUCCUACAGAACAAUCCUCAACAGCCAAUGGUGUUAAGAUGGGCUAUAUACAGAUGCUACACAGGACCAGUACAAGUAGCCAAUGGUUACUUCCAAGCCAUGGCAGCAGUCUUCAAUAACUCUAGAGAAGUAACUAGUAAUCAUAGUGAGUACCCAUGUGAGGUGAUCCCUACACUGUGUGUGAUUCUCUUCAAGACGGCAGAUCCUUACAGCAUGAUUCGUUGUACUGCACUGCAGCUCCUACAGGUGCUGGAUAAACGCUUCUUUGGCUCAGACAUAGUAAAGAGUACCAUGCAAGCAACGCACGGCAAGACACACAAGAUACUGUCCCAUGAGCUGGCUAGGCUGCAUCCUGAACUUACUCUUACUGUCUUCUCUGAGAUCACGGAGCGUUUUGAGUCUGCACCCUUAAAUCACCGUAAAGUGAUGCUGGAGAUCCUCUUACCAUGGUUGUAUAAUGUAGAGCUAGUCGGUGAACCUAACAAGGAUAUUUCCAGUAUCUCUAGACAUGAGAGAGAUAUAGAUCCUGAGGAUCAAGAUCAUGGUAGUCCACUUAAGACAUGUGGUUGGGGAUCUAAACAAGCUUCAGAUAUUGUACUCAAUAAUCUCUUCUUCAUAACAUCAGAGUAUGGAGAUGAUCACUCCCAAGGGUUAGAACAGCUAUGGGCAGCCCUCUGUAGAUGUUGGUCUGGUAACCUGAGACACAUCCUGACGUACCUCAUGACCUUGGCUAGUAUCAUGACUAACCCUGACCUCUUACCAUAUGUAAAGAAUGUCAUGACAUUUGUGGCCCGUGCAAAGCCCCAGAAGCUCAUGGAUGAACUCAUGAAAGAAAUGUUUUCCAUCGAACUUGUCAACUCCAGCGUGGAGCGCACUGAAGAAGUACCUUACUUCCAGCUUUUUAACCAGAAUAAGUUCACUGCUACCUCCCCUGAAAUGGGAAGUGCUGAGUCCCUCCCAGAUAAACUUAAGAAGGCAGACAUGGGUCGUAUCAUAUUAGAAAAAGGGACAGUUGAUAGAAGGAGCAGUGGAGGGGCAUUGGAAAGAGCAUCAACACCACAGAGUAGCAAGUCACUUCCAUCUCAAUCUUCCUCACAAGACAUUUGGAAAGAAAGAGAUAAAUCUGACAGCUCCAUGCAUCACAGUAACAGCAGUCUUGCUACAUUGACUAGUACCUCAACACACAGCAGUGAAUCCACUACCGGGCUAGGCGUGGUUGAAAAACCAAGGCUUUCUCCAGCAAUCAAAGAAGAGAAGGAAGAGGAAGAGACUUCAUCUGUUAUUAAAGUGACUCAAUCUUUACAAGAUCAGUUUGCUAAUUGGAGGAAGCACUUCUUGACCCAGAAUGCUGUUCUACCUCUACCGGUACCUGAUGAGGUUUACUGUGCACCUCUUUCUGAUUUUAUUGAUGACAUUGAGGCACCUCCAUCAGGCUCUCUAUUUAGGUGCAACCUUGCCACUGUGUUGAUGACAGAUUUAGUAUCAGAGAAGCUCGACAUUGAUUGGUCAGUUCAUUUGCCACAAAUCUUACAUGUGUUGUUUCUGGGUUUGGACCAUUCUUGGCCUACAGUACAUGAGCAUUGUAAGAGACUUUUGCUCAACCUACUGAUAGUUUUAUCUCCGCAUAAUGACUAUGUGUACAUUGCUCAAAUGCUUCUCUCACAUCAAGUCAUCAGUGAUCUUCAUGCCUUGACUGAGCCUAUCAUACCACUCAAAGAAUACAACUUUACAGGUGGCAUCGUCUCCAACUCUAGCAACCAUCCAGCUGAUAACAUCCCGUCUGACCUUCAAGACUUAAUUGGGCUAGGAUCAACUACUACCAUCAGUGCAGGGUCUACUAUCUCAGUAUCUAGUGCUGGUAGUGCAGCUACAGUCAUUCCAUGUGGGAUUAAUGGCUCUGUGCAGAUCAAUGUGGACCACCUUAGAGGAGAUGAUGAAACUGCUAAAGCAUUGAUUGAAUUUCUAGUCACACGGAAAUGUCGCCCUCUGUGGUCCUGUGAGGAAAUAACAUCCAAGGUCUUCUCAAUCAAGAGUGCUGAGCAGAUUGAGACAUUCUUACGUCAUGUCGUGAGAGUCUUUCAAGGAAGUGUUCGUGGUGCACAUCUAGAGCAACGUUGGUCUCAGUUAGCUCUCUCUAUGGCUUUAUCAUGCCCUUCAAGACAUUAUGCUGGACGCUCUUUUCAGAUCUUCCGAGCAUUGAGUAUGCCACUGACAUCCAGAAUGCUCUCAGAGAUCCUGUCUAGACUGGUAGAGACUGUAGCAGAACAAGGAGAGGAAACACAGGGCUAUGUGACUGAAAUUCUACUGACUUUGGAAUCUUCAAUUGAUGUCCUUGCCUCUGAGUUGGUUUUCUCUGAUCAUCGUGAACGAUGUAAGACAGGUUCAUCACGCAAGAAUGACUUCCGCAAGUCCACUAGUAACCUGUAUAACAUCACUGGCAAUGCUUGUGGCUAUGACAACGUAAAGCGUCACUCCAUAGCUUCAGCUAAGAUGAUGGAAAAUGCUGCUAAUGCAGCUAACAAUGGAGCAACAGAGAUGAGACCCUACUCGGAACACAGAGCACGUAGUAACACGGCCAGUGAGAUUGAUAAACCACGCUUCCCUCGAUCUCGUAGUACUCAGUCAAUCAAGAUGGGUGAGAGUAGUUUUGAGGAUCGACUCAAUCUUCUUUCUCAAGUCUUCUGGAUCUUUGUUUCAUUACUGGAGUCUGACUAUGAGUAUGAGUUCCUCAUGGCACUGCGCUCACUUGAUAAGUUAAUGAAACAUCUUCCAUUGGACCGUAGUGAAGUCAAGAACAAGUUAGAACAUGUGUUAUCUCAGCUCAAGUGGGAAGGCUUUCCUGGUCUACAGGCCUUACUGCUGAAGGGUUUUACAUCUUCAGUGACUAGUGACCUGACUCUCUUACUGGUAUCCAGACUGACAGGAUGUACCCACCUUCGUGUGAUUGAUCCUACACAAGCAGCGGGCUUCCCUUUGAACAUUGUAGCACUCUUACCCUAUCUCAUUCAGCAUUUUGAUUUGCCAGAUAAACUGGCCAUGGAAAUAGCACACAAUAUUGGAAAAGUGUGUCAGGAACGUUACACUCGUAUGGCACCUCUAUCUACUGUUCUAACCAUGUAUAGAGACAGGACAUACAAUAGAGACAGCAAAGCUUGGACUAGUGUAGUUUGCCGCUAUAUUCAUAAUGCAUACUCUCAGUUCAGUAUUGCAAUGAUGACCUUUCUUAUUGAGGUUUUAGAGAAGGGUCCGAUGUGCAACCAAGCUCCCGUCUUGCAGAUUGUUUACAACUUGAUUCAUAACAUUGACUUAAUGGCUGCUCCAAUGCAACAAGUGAAUGAUAACUUGCUCAGAGUCAUUGCUAGAUAUGUCCAGGGAGUUCAUUGGCAAGAGUCUCUAAACAUCUUGAAGGUAGCUGUUUCCAAGUCCUCCUCUCUUGUCAAACCGCCAUCUAACCACGAGGAUGGGAUGGGUAAGAGGUCAUCUUCACUGGAUCUCGUUGGAAGAAAGGAGCUUCCUGGACGAACUAUGGAGUUUACCUUUGACCUCUCUAAGGUGGUCGACCCAGAUGUGUCUAAUACUCCAGUGAUAAGACGCAAGUUCCCGUCAAUGUUGACCAUCACAACUUCCUUCAGUGAUGAGUCAGCUACUAGUACACAAAGCAGCGAUGAUAGCAGCAUGAGUACUGAACCUACAGAGGUAACCCAGCUGACAGGAGGAGCAUCAAACAGUGGAGUGACAUCAGCCAAUCAGAGUGUAGUACCAUCAGCAUGGCGUAAACCACAGCUCUCAAUGAGGAGGACCAGGGAAAGACUGGUUAAUGUCCUGCAUGGAUUAGGUCAGAAGGUUGGACUGCCUAGAAGCCCUUCGGUGAUAUUCAGUUCAACGAGUGACAUCACUCAGGAACGACAGAACAGCUUGUGUUCUUCUUCAGAGUCUACUUCUCUUGUGGAUGCAAUGAAUCCAGACAAGCAGGAAGAAGGAGGUGAUAUUCCACUCCUUAAGGUCUUUGACUUCCUGGAAGGGGAGGAGGGUGAGCAAGGGGAUGAGAAAGGAUUCAAGUUCAAUUGGUAUCAUAGUCGGAUGUCAUUGGAGGAGAUGGAUGCAGCUACUAACCCUAAUCCUGAUAGUGAAGAUAUUAAAGAUGAAUCAUCAGAUGACGAGACAUCUGACAUGCCUGGUGCUGAGGAGAACUCUACUAAUCUAGAUGCAUCCUCCAAUAUGAGAAGUAUGUAUGUAGGAGACGGGGUAUCAGCCAUGGAUUCAAUGGACAAUAGGAGCAGCCCAACACCAUCUAUUGCAAGCAGUAGCACAAGUGAUCUAGACAGCAUUGCUAACUCGCCUGUUUCUGUAGCCAUUACCCAUGCCUCAUCCUUUCUAUAUAUCCCUGUGGAUGAGGUAGAGGAAGCUUGGCGCGUACAUGUUGAUAAUGUAAUGAGGGAUCAAAGUGGCUGGUGUGCUGUACACACAUUCCAUGUCUUUACUCAGUUGUAUAAAGUCAUGCAACAACGCUUCUGUAAUCUGACUAGAGAGGCGUGUAACUACCUUGGAGAUAAACUCAGAGAUAUCGCUCUACAAUUCUUAAGUACCUUGGAUCUGCUGACGACCCAUGCUGAAUGUCCCUAUGUCUAUAUUGAUACAGAGACUCUAAUUACAUGUAGAUUACUUGAGAAACAUAAAUACUGUGUGAUUGAGCUUCAUGAGCACUAUGAUACCUACAUCUCAAAGAGGGAUCUAACAGUGGAGUGUUUGGAUUCAAUCAAGUCUUCUCUCAAGAUGCAGAGCCUUGGAUCCCAGGAUAUGAAUGGACCAAGUGGUGAUGAGCAGGAUUUGACUCAUAUUAACAACCAAAUAGAGUUAUGCCGUCGUCUGUAUCGCCUGUACUUCCAGCUUCGCAUGCUGUUUGAUAGCUACUGCAAGCUGAUUCACAGUCUCAGCUCUGCGAGGCAAGCACUACAAGUGACCGAUUAUUCCCAAGAUGUAUCAGCUGCUAAGGACGAGCUGAUCCAGGCAUCUGAGGAGCUUGAGAGUGGUCAGGCUUCUUUGUCUCCUGAGGUAGAUACAUCUAAGAUGACCCCUGAGACAGCACUUAGGACUCUAGCUGAACAUCUCGGUAAUAGACAGCUCCGUCUUGCCUUGAGAUUACUCCAUGUCUACAGGUCAAUGUGGUCUGGUGAUAUGUUUGGCUCCAGUGAAGAGGAUGAUUUAGAUGUACUUCUAGCUUUAUUCUGCAAACAUCUGUCAGAGGGAAAAACAGGAGUUUUGGUAGUGACUCGAUCUGAUAAACAACUAGAAAUUGCUUCUCAGUGUCUGAUGGACACACACAUGCUGCUCAUGUCAUCUCUUCGCAAAGCUGAGUCCAUGGAAACCAAAGAAGUGGUGAUCUCUCCAAUCUUUGAGAUUAAGAAAGCGGUCGUUGUUGAGGUUCCGGAUUUGAAAGUGGUCCCGGAGGAGAAAGGCUCUACUGAGAUCCAGGAAGUGAAAAAGAAAGACAGCGAAGAAGACAAUGUGCAAUCAGAAAUGAGAAGUGAUGGUGGUCCUGCAGAGUUCACUGCUACUUCUCUUCCUACCGAAAGCUUAAAGGAUAUUCCUAAAGCAGGGACCGUUGGUGGUGUAGACGAUGUUGUAAAGUCAGGGUGGAAUGUUGAGGUCACAGAUACAGUAGUUGUACCAUCUAACGAGACAGCAGUAGCAUUAGGUCAAUCACAACAUGAAAGGACAUCAUCAAGUGGGAGCAUCAGGGUCAGCUUAACUGAUGAUCCAUCAGAUGAUUUGGGUAUUGCAUCCAAUACAGUAACUGUUAGCUCCGGUUCCUCCGAGUCGAUCCAUAUACAAGACUCAGGGAUAAGCCAAGACAUAGGAGGACCAGUCUUUGAUGAAGAAGUCAAGUCCAUAGGGCUAGAACCAGUGGCAGAGGUGGUUGAGGGAAAAGGUGAUCAAGACGGCUGUAGUGAAGGGACAAAAUCUAGACCAGUGUCUCAGGACAGUAUUAGUACAGACUUGUGAAGGAGAAUAGUACUGGAAAAUAAAUGAUGAAAGGGCUGGUUGUUUUUUUAGGUCGUUGUUUGAGAUGAACUUUACAACAAGAAGGCUUGUCAAAACUCCCAUAAGGGGCUCUAAAAGAGAAGCUGGAAACGGCCAAUCUCUCUCAUACAAACGCGUGUUUAAUGCCUACGAUUAUGAAUCGCACAAAUCAAUAAAUUGUAAAUGGUGUUUGAAGCUUUGCAUGUUGUGAAGAAUAAUAAUAACUAUAAAUAUAAGU
Asterias rubens (European starfish) is the source of this 10946-nucleotide messenger RNA. Its product is annotated as protein furry homolog-like. The record is from RefSeq and is a predicted model, not a curated record. Gene Ontology annotation, cellular component: site of polarized growth; cell cortex. Bases 1043 to 10690 code for a protein of 3215 amino acids. Gene Ontology annotation, biological process: cell morphogenesis; neuron projection development. The transcript is spliced from 58 exons. Lineage: Eukaryota; Metazoa; Echinodermata; Asteroidea; Forcipulatida; Asteriidae.